CUAAGGAUAAAGAAUAUAUGUCGACAUAUAUCGGUUGAUAUAAAUACACCCACUUACCAAUUCAAUAUCAUAGUUGUAGCAGAAAUUAAGCAAGAGUCAUCUACAAAACAAACAAGAGAAACAAUGAUGAGAUCCAAUGACUACCACACCCACAUUUCAGAAGUUCGAAGGGAGCCUAGCGACUACUCUCGCUACCCAAAUGGUGAGAUGGCCUUCAACAAGAGGGUUGUCUACGAGGAAGACGCGAUUGAAGGAUCGCGCCAUGGACGCCACCACCACAACCCUGAGAUCGUUGAGAGGGUUGAAGUGGUGGAAUAUGAACGUGUACCUGAGGUUAGGCCCUAUGGUGGUCAAGUGAUCUACGAAGAGGACGUGGAUGUUGAGACCAAUAAUCAAUAUUACCCACGAAGGACCAGGUCAAAUGGUCACUCAUGGAACACAUUCAGGCCAUAAGCUUGUUUGAUGGUUACUUAACAUGCAAGGCAGGAUAUCUUAACAUAUGAUCACCGAUGUGUGUUUGUAUUAAUUAAAUAAACUCCUGCUUAGCCAGCCGUUAUUAUGUUAUAUGAAUCGUGUAUCAAUAAUUAAUGAAGCAUAUUUAUAUCAUGUAUUAAUGAACAUGUGUAAACCAAAUCCGUGAGCACGAUCAAAACUUAUGCCAAAAACUUGUGUAAACCAAAUCCGUGAGCCUUUGUAGGUAACUCUGUAAACACUCUUUGAGCCUUGAUGCCUACCCUAACCCUUGUGAUAAUUAAAGUGUUGUGGCCCGGCCCUCACCCAAAGCACAUUGAAUUUGACAUCCAUUUUGUUUAA
Medicago truncatula (barrel medic) is the source of this 813-nucleotide messenger RNA. RefSeq lists its product as uncharacterized. The record is from RefSeq and is a predicted model, not a curated record. Lineage: Eukaryota; Viridiplantae; Streptophyta; Magnoliopsida; Fabales; Fabaceae. The transcript has a single exon. The annotation marks the transcript as partial.